Messenger RNA from Funneliformis mosseae, 279 nucleotides. NCBI's taxonomy places the organism in Eukaryota, Fungi, Glomeromycota, Glomeromycetes, Glomerales, Glomeraceae. The record is from the annotation of a GenBank genome assembly.
AUGCCAGAACCUGAAGAAUAUGAUUUUUAUAUUAAAGAAAUUGUAUAUCUUUUUAAUGGCAAUCUUAAAUGCGUUAUAACUGAUCUUUUACAAGAUAAUGACUUAGAUGGUAUAAAAUGUCAUGGUAUAAUUCAUGGUUAUAAAAUAUAUAAUGUUUCAAGUAAUUACCUUAUUAGUUCAGAUUAUGAUUAUAUAAAAUAUGCAUAUUUUAAUCAGCAGACAGAAAAUAAAUUGAAGAGAUUAGAAGUUAAUAUUCUAAGAAAGAAAGAAAUCAGUUAG